GGCCUCAGUUGCUGAAGCUGUCCGUGAAUUUGUAGCAACGAACUUAAGGCUCAAUCAAAACAUGUCUACAGUGGCGUCAACGUUAUCUUUGAAUUCGUCAAAAAAUGACUCAACUUUGAAAGUUAGCGAGAGAGUGAAGCUUGUUUCACUAAUACGAGCAUGGAGGGCAAAAUAUGACAAGAUGCAUACGGCGGCCCAACGUCAUCGUGACGUCAUAGAAACGUUGAAACAAGAAAUAAAACAGAUAAAAGAAGAAAGGGACAGGGUAAAUGGUCACUUGACUGCCGAGCUGGAAAAAGAAAAAAAUGUCAACAACGCCGAAAUGGGAAGACUAAGAGAGCAGGCAGACACAGCACAGAAGGAAGCUGCCAUUGAAUCCCGGAUUCUUAAAGAGAAACUUCAUAAACUACAAACUGAUACUAAGCCUAUUAUAGACACAUACAAGGAACGCGAUGCAAAAAUGAACUCGAAAAUUGAAGAAAUGACCGAAACACUGCAGAAGCUAACCGAAGAAAGACAAACUCUUGAAAAGGAACUCGAAAACUUAAAAUCUGACAGUCAAAAACAAAUUGAAGAAGUUAAAAUUGAAAACGAAGUGUUAAAGACAAGAUACCAAGAUAAAAUGCAGGAAGUUAAACAACAUAUUGCGCUCAGCGUUGCUCAAAUACGCAGGAAAGCAGAAGAAGAGUCUAUGACGUCACAAAACCAAUUAAGAGAGGAAUUCGAUAGAAAAUAUGAGACUUUACAAACUAGAAGCAACCAUUCGGUUAAGGUAGUCGAGAUACAGCUGCAGGCUGAUUUCCAACGUAAAGUCAAAGAAAACGAACAAAAAUUUGAAGAACAAAAAUGCGCCCUUGCCCAACAUUAUGAAGUUGAGUUAAAAACAUGCAGAAAAAAACUCGAACUUACGAAAUCGAAGUACAGGCAAUCAAGUAAAGAAAACCAACGACUGCACGAAGCUCUUGCAACAACUAGAAACAAACUACAAAUUAUGAGAACAAACCUCGGAAGCGACGUAUAUGAUGAUGUUCUACAAAAUCACCAACAACACGUUAAAGCUGUGGUUUCGAGGAAGAACCUUCUCACCGAGCUCGCAAUGCGCAUGCGCGAAAUUCGUGAUCUGCGCAGAGAGCUAGAACGACAUGAACGAAACCAGAAGUUUGGCGCCGAUGUCAGGUGGCAGGAAGAAGGCAUAAAGUUAGAGAUUCUACACAGCGCUAAAAUCGCAGAAAUCGACGAGCUGAAGAAAAUGAUUCGGCAAAAGCAAGUGGAAUCAAUUUACAAAUCUAGAGCUACGCUGCGACCUCAACCGAUUGAAACAGUUUUAAAAACCCCGGAUUUAGGUUCCUUCGUCCACAGCGAUUACCACAGCAAUCUCCCAGUUAGAACCAGCCUAUCAGCAGGCGCGAAUUCGAAUAGAAGAGGCCAGGAGAGGCUGAAGCCUCCAAAACAAAAACAAAAGAGAAAAAUCGAUAAAACCAAAGUAGAAGACAGGUCAGCCUGGCUUACAAGGAAAAACAGCACUAUCCAGUUUAAUCCAGUUACUGGCGGUGAAGCGAGGCAAAAUAUGCAGAUUCGGAGACAAAUGAAUGAUAACCGUGAAACUACGUUUCAGCUGCAACAUUUAUAACAUGUAUUAUAGUGGUCCUUAUUUGCUUUGCAUAUAGUAGUGUGGGUUAGAUAGAUACCUUUAAAAGAUAAUACUCCCUUAACGUGUUUUUAACAACGAACAACACCCUUUCAGAGUCGGUGGGCUACGAUUUUGCUUAAUUCUUUAAAUGUCCAUUGUUUUUCACGAAAUGGGAUGAGAAAGUAGUAUAAAACCAUCUUACCCCAACCUAAGUAUGAUGUACCAUCUUACCCCAACCUAAU
This is a messenger RNA of Ciona intestinalis (vase tunicate), 1872 nucleotides long. RefSeq lists its product as uncharacterized. The record is from RefSeq and is a predicted model, not a curated record. NCBI's taxonomy places the organism in Eukaryota, Metazoa, Chordata, Ascidiacea, Phlebobranchia, Cionidae.